CGUAACUUCCUGUUUAAACAUGGCGGCGCACUGACGAAAGUCACAUUAUUUCUGCUGCUGCUGAAAUCUACAGUUAUUGCUGUUAAUUACAUCGCAUGAACGGUGAAUAAAAAAGGCGACAUCUAGGAAGAUUUUGCUUUACAACGUUAAACAUCCGCAGAGGAUAAUCCAGCCAACACCAUGGUUCAUUUAUCAUCACUCCUACUAAAAAAGUACCACGGGGGUUAUGUGGUCAUCCGAUUGGCUCUUGCGGGCCACAAACAAGCUAACAGACCCUUUUAUCGCAUUGUGGCUGCUUAUAACAAAAGGGCAAGAGAUGGUAAAUAUGUAGAGCAGCUGGGUACCUACGACCCCCUCCCAAACAUCUACAACGAGAAACUUGUCAGCUGCAACUUCGACCGGAUCAAGUACUGGAUCGGCUGUGGUGCACACCCUACAAAGCCUGUGGCCAAACUUCUAGGGUUGGCUGGAUUUUUCCCUCUGCACCCUAUGACGAUAACAGAGGCAGAGCGUCAAAGGGCCCAAAUGGAGAUGACAGAAGCACCUACAAGAACAGGGGAUGGUCUGGAGUAGGGACAGAAGGAGGCUGAAGUGUGAGAAUAAAAGCUGGGGACUGUGUGUGACUGUCCAGUUCAAGAGGAUGAGAGAGAACUGGUCGUUUUGUUUCCUAACUUGUUGAGUGGACUGCUCGUAGCAACGUCAGAUAUGGAAUAUUGAAGUGUUUGUUGCUUUAGCAGCAGCUAUGAACAAUUCAUAUUAAAAAUUAUUCAUGAUAAAAUGA
Molecule: messenger RNA, 781 nt
Organism: Micropterus dolomieu (smallmouth bass)
Lineage: Eukaryota; Metazoa; Chordata; Actinopteri; Centrarchiformes; Centrarchidae
Gene: mrps16
Product: mitochondrial ribosomal protein S16
Exons: 4
Coding region: 181-573 (130 amino acids)
Biological process (GO): mitochondrial translation
Cellular component (GO): mitochondrial small ribosomal subunit; ribosome
Molecular function (GO): structural constituent of ribosome
Source: RefSeq, a predicted model, not a curated record